AUGGAGUUCAACCACCCCAAUUCUGUUUCUGACGCCCUGGUUCUGCUUUCACCCACUACGAUACGGAACCAUGCUCUUCGGCGUCGUGGCACAGUAUAUAUAAAUUGUUAUCUCAAGAGGCCGUUUGAGGAAUGUGAGCCCAGUCUUCUACCAAGUGUGGUGGUGAGAUAUGAUUCAGAAUCAGUAUCCAAUGAGGCCCAGAAAGAAUUCUGGGUGGAUGUAACUUCUAUUUUCCUUACCAAUGCCUUGGGUGAAAAUUCUGAAGAUGCCCAUCGUGUCUUACUCCCUGUGGAAUCUUUGGCUCAUGCUUUAGCGUUCAAGGUCCUCACCCGUGCUUUCCAUGCCGGAAGCACAGAUGCAAUGCAGACUGAUCAAAUGGUGACUGAGGGUUUGGCAAAAGAGUUGAGUGCAGUUUAUCAUUUGAUGGACCCUGACGGGAUUUUUGGAAUACCACCCAGAGUCAAAUCAGUUUUUGAUCUCACGGAAAACAUGAUGUAUGAUGACUCCGGUAGGAACUUUGGAAAUAUACGAGAUCAAGCCCGAUACCCACUUGCUUCUAUAGAGGGGCAGGCAGCUCUAAAUCCUCCGUCUGAAGAUGAUGAACAUGAUCCUUUUGAAGAUGAUCCUAUUGGAGAUGAACUCAUCAAGGACUGCGAUUUCCUCUGGAUUUCGUGUUACUUUCGGAGGCGUGUCUCUGCUUCCAACCCCACUCCUGAACCAUAUACGUUGGUACAAUAUGAUCCGGCAUCAACAACCACUCAGGCUCAGCUCGAAUGGCGCUUGCAAGUAAUCUCUGACUUUCUUGGUAAUCCGGCGACCAACGUUACUGAAAAUACCAGGCAAAUCUCACUUGGCCCAGAUUCCUCUGCUUGUCUCAGGGUUCUCCGUGACUUUUCAACCUGUUCAUUGGAUAGACUCACAGAUGCACAAGCACGUCAGAUUGAUAAAAGAUUGACUGAUGGUCUGGUGCAAGAGUUAAGUGAGUACUACAUAGGGAGAAACCCUGAGAAACGUUAUGGUCCUUCACCGGUGGUUGAUUCAUUAUUUGCUCUGGAGGAAAUCCUCCCUGAUCUGCGCGCCGCACUGAACCGUCAAAGUCAAACUCAUGGUUGA
Molecule: messenger RNA, 1113 nt
Organism: Tremella mesenterica DSM 1558
Lineage: Eukaryota; Fungi; Basidiomycota; Tremellomycetes; Tremellales; Tremellaceae
Exons: 1
Coding region: 1-1113 (370 amino acids)
Source: RefSeq, a predicted model, not a curated record